AGUCCCCUGCGCACAGUUCAAAGUGGAAAAAUGGCGGGGGCUCCUGAGUUUGUGGUUCUGGACCCACCUUGUGACAAAGAGGCAGUAGUCGGGACAGACAGCCAGGCCCUCGUCUCUUCCACCCCCCGAGAGGACUUUCGUGUGCGCUGCACCUCGAAGCGAGCUGUGACGGAAAUGCUGCAACUGUGUAGCUGCUUUGUGCAAAAGCUUGGGGACGCUCUGCCGGAGGAGAUUCGGGAGCUGGCGGUGCGAGAUGCCCAGUGGACUUUUGAAUCAGCUGUGCAAGAAAAUGUCAGCAUUAGCGGGAAAGCAUGGCAGGAAGCUUCAGAUAAUUGUUUUAUGGAUUCUGACAUCAAAGUACUUGAAGAUCAGUUUGAUGAAAUCAUAUUAGAUAUAGCCACAAAACGUAAGCAGUAUCCCAGAAAGAUCCUGGAAUGUGUUAUCAAAACCAUAAAAGCCAAACAAGAAAUUCUGAAGCAGUACCACCCUAUUGUACAUCCAUUGGACCUAAAAUGUGAUGCUGAUCCAGCCUUUCAUAAGGAAAAUUUGAAGUGCAGAGGUGAAACAAUAGCUAAAGAGAUCAGUGAAGCCAUGAAGUCCUUGCCUGCUUUAAUUGAACAAGGAGAUGGAUUUUCUCAAGUUUUAAAGAUGCAGCCUAUUAUCCAGCUCCAGAGGAUCCACCAAGAAGUCUUUUCCAGUUGUUACAGAAAACCAGACGCUAAACGUGAGAGCUUUAUAGCACAAAUAGAAACCACACCGACAGAGACCACUCCCAGGAAAACCUCUAACGUGGUAUUGAAAAGGAAACAAACUAAAGACUGCCCUGAAAGAAAACGGUAUCCAUUGCGGCCAAGGAGAAUUAAUCUUGAUACAUAAGUUCUUUGUGUUUAUUUUAGAAGUUGAGAAUAGGCAUUAUCAACAUUUAGAUGACAGCCUAAUACCUAGACAAGACUUCCGUUCAAUAAAUAACUCUUCUACUGGUUAUUGAUUUAUGCAAAUAUAGUAGCUUUGUGCUGGAAUAUGAUAUAAUACUGUAUUUCUUUCCUCAUCAUUUCAUCAAUGAAAAACAUUUUUUUUUAAGUAGUGGCACAAAGCCCAUCAUAGGCAUUAAAAAUGCAAACUUUUACCAUCCUUAAACACUUGGCUUCCUUGUAGCUUUUGUGGAAUUUCAUGAAUAACAUAUUCUUUUGGGCUUCCCUAGUAUAUAAUCUUUCUUUAAAAGAAAAAAAAAAAAAAAAACAGAGCUGUGUAAUGAUUCUUCAUUUAUAUACUAGAAAGAAAUCAUCAUCAGUUCUGUACCACAGUAGAUGCAGUAUUUUUUUAGAUACAGUUUGAUUUAUCAAAUUAAUAUGCACUACCUGGGAGGCUGAAGCAAGAGAAUCACUUAAGCCCAGGAGUUUGAGCUUGCUGUGAACUGUGAUGCUACAGCACUCUACUGAGGGCGACAUAGUGAAACUUUGUCUUAAAUAAUAAUAAUAAUACUAAUGUGCAGAUGUUAAGACUGCACUUUUGACUUUGUUACUGUGUGUUUAAUUUGGAUUUGAGAGAUUAUAUAUUUUUUGUUUCAUUUUGUAAGACAAGAAGAUAUUAUUUGGAAUUACUCUUAGAAAUAAAAAUUAUCAUAUAGCCAAGGUUUUCUUUCCAGUUUUGUUUUUCAUAGACCUUUUAACAUAAGUUGUCUUGGAGCUAAUAGUUUUGUCUUAGGAUUUCUCAUUUAUUUCUUUAUAGAUCAUUCCAGUACAAAAUAUAAAUCAGAUUAAUGCAUUGGAAAAUUGUCAUUGUGAAACAGAUGCAAUCAUACUAUAUACUCUUUUACAUUUGAUGAUAUUUAUAUAUCAGGUCUAUAAUCAUUGGUAGGAGUCUGAGGAAGCUAUAUUGCUUUUAUUGCUAAACAUUUAACAACAGUUUCUUACAGCUCUUGUUAUGUCUCUUACUCAUAUUAUGCAAUGUACGUAGGGCCAUCUACCUUACCACGUGUUUGCCUUUUUGAGGACUAUAAUACGUCCAUCUAUUUUCCAAGGAAUUUAUUAAUCAUGAAUUUAGUAAUACAUGAAAAAUCUGUACUUUUGCUCAUUAUGUCUUAAUAAUCAUAAAAUCUGGAUUUGACAGAAGGUCUGUCUCUUUCUACGUGAAGAAAACAGAAAACUACUUUUUUGCAUUUUUUGCUUUUAGGUUACAAUUUGAGAUCUGUAUAUUUGUAUAUAAUAAAUAAUAAAAUAAUGUACAAAGA
Nycticebus coucang (slow loris) is the source of this 2230-nucleotide messenger RNA. It is a transcript of the gene NSL1, whose product is annotated as NSL1 component of MIS12 kinetochore complex. NCBI's taxonomy places the organism in Eukaryota, Metazoa, Chordata, Mammalia, Primates, Lorisidae. Gene Ontology annotation, cellular component: MIS12/MIND type complex; kinetochore. The transcript has 6 exons. Gene Ontology annotation, biological process: mitotic sister chromatid segregation. The coding region runs from base 31 to 876 and encodes 281 amino acids. The record is from RefSeq and is a predicted model, not a curated record.